AUGAGCGCGGAACAAGGCUCUCCGGAGCCGACUCAAGAUCAGCCGGAACGAGUCGCAAUUGGCAUCUCUUUCGGCAACAGCAACAGCAGCAUCGCCUACACCACCGCAAUUGAAGGAAAAGCAGAAGUCAUCGCCAACGAAGAAGGUGACCGUCAGAUUCCCUCCACGCUGUCGUACGUCAACGGCGAAGAAUUCUCCGGCACUCAGGCGAAGGCCCAAAUUGUUCGCAACCCCAGAGACACCAUCACUUCCUUCCGAGACUUUCUCGGCAAGACAUUCGAACAGAUCGACCCGAGUCCUUGCCAUGCAAGCGCACAUCCUGUGUCGGUGAACGGUGGUGCGGGUUUCGUGGUGCAGGACCAUACCGAGGUCAAACAACCCGAAAAGAGCACGCUCAGUGUUUCAGAGGUCACAACGAGACAUCUUCGAAGACUCAAGCAGUCCGCCACGGACUACUUGGGAAAGAAUGUGACGGCUGCAGUCGUUACAGUGCCCUCGGAUUUCAGCGACGAGCAAAAGACGGCGCUGUCAGCUUCAGCACAGAAGGCCGGAAUCGAAGUCCUCCAAUUCAUCCCCGAGCCCAUCGCCGCGCUUCUCGCACACGAUGCAAAGGCACAGAUUGCCGCCGAGGGCGGUCCUGCUUCUGAACAUCAAGACAAGAUCGUCCUGGUGGCAGACUUUGGUGGCACUCGAUCAGAUGUUGCCGUGGUGGCGAGUCGAGGAGGGAUGUACACCACGCUUGCAACAUCACACGAUUACAGACUCGGCGGCUCAAGCCUCGACAAAGUUCUGGUGGAGUACGCAGCCAAGGAGUUCCUGAAGAAGCACAAGACGGCCAAAGAUCCUCGCGAAACCGAGCGCAGUCUCUCAAAACUGACCUUGGACGCCGAGAGCGUGAAGAAAGCGUUGUCCAUCGGCGGAAGUGCGUCAUUCAGUGUGGAAAGCUUGAUUGACGGGCUUGAUUUCAACCUCACGGUCAACCGGACUCGCUACGAGCUUCUCAGCAACAAGAUCUUCAUGGCUUUCACCCGCCUCGUGGAGUCUGCAGUGCAAAAGGCAGACCUGGACAUCCUCGACAUUGACACCAUCCUCCUCUCAGGAGGCACAUCACACACCCCCAAGAUUGCAUCGAAUCUCCAGUCCCACUUCCCGGAAAGCACCAUCAUCAUCUCGCCGUCCACAUCAAGCUCCGCGAUCAACCCAAGCGAACUCUCGGCGCGGGGUGCAGCGAUCCAAGCCAGUUUGAUCUCCGAGUUCGAGAAGGAGCAGAUCGAGGAGAGCACUGAGGCGGUUGUGACGGUUACGCCCCAUCUCCACAACGCUAUUGGUCUGGUCGUGGCCGGUGGAGCAGCCGGUAAAGAGGAGUUCAGCGUGCUUGUGGAGCCCGAGACGCCCGUGCCUGUACGGCGGACGGCUCAACUCACCGUGAAGGAUGGUGGCGAUGUUAUUAUCAAGCUGGCCGAGGGUGGGCGCUCGAUCGUCGUGUCGGCGGCAGAGAAGGCAACCACGAACGGUGCCGCCGACUCAGAUGACGAAGACGAUGAUUCCGACGACGAACCGGAAGAGAACCGGUCCAAGGUCUGGGCUACGCAGAAGGUGAUUGCGGAGGCGGGACUUCGGGGAGUCAAGAAGGGAGGCAAGAUCGAGGUGCAAGUCAAUGUCGCCGCCGAUCUAAGCUUGACGAUGGUCUGCAGGGAGGUCGGAGGCAAGGGUGGUGUCAGGGGUGUCGUUCAGGCCGCGAGGGUGGAGCUGAAUGGCAACGCGGCAUAG
This is a messenger RNA of Neohortaea acidophila, 1770 nucleotides long. Its product is annotated as heat shock protein-like protein 70. Lineage: Eukaryota; Fungi; Ascomycota; Dothideomycetes; Mycosphaerellales; Teratosphaeriaceae. Gene Ontology annotation, molecular function: ATP-dependent protein folding chaperone; ATP binding. The transcript has 2 exons. Gene Ontology annotation, cellular component: cytosol; nucleus. The record is from RefSeq and is a predicted model, not a curated record. The coding region runs from base 1 to 1770 and encodes 589 amino acids. Gene Ontology annotation, biological process: protein folding.